Messenger RNA from Oryza brachyantha (malo sina), 2778 nucleotides. RefSeq names its product protein STICHEL-like 2. The transcript is spliced from 6 exons. Gene Ontology annotation, biological process: DNA repair; DNA-templated DNA replication. Gene Ontology annotation, cellular component: DNA polymerase III complex; DNA replication factor C complex; nucleus. Gene Ontology annotation, molecular function: ATP hydrolysis activity; DNA-directed DNA polymerase activity; DNA clamp loader activity. Lineage: Eukaryota; Viridiplantae; Streptophyta; Magnoliopsida; Poales; Poaceae. The record is from RefSeq and is a predicted model, not a curated record. The coding region runs from base 218 to 2641 and encodes 807 amino acids.
AGCGGCGCGGCGGUGGAGGUGGAGGUGCAGACGGGGGGUGGGGCGGUGGGACUGUGGGAGUGGGCGUACUGGCGUGGUGCGGAAAAGCCGCGGCUUUUUUUUGUCCUGCGUCGUCGUCGUCGUCUUCGUCGCCGGGAGCAGUGUUCAGCUGGCGUGGCUCAGAAUCUCAGCGAGGUUACAGCACUGACAGCACUCUAGUUCAUUGGGAGGUUACAAGAUGAUUGAGGGGAGGAGGCAUUCGGUGGACAUUCCGAUUUCGAGGGCCCUGUUGGCCGUGAUGAGGUCCAGAUCUCUGAGGGACCCUGAGACCAACUCGCUGGCCAAGUUCUCGGCCAAGAAGACCAUCUGGGAGGGCUGUUCUCUCGAGGAAGACGACCUGGAGGGGAGCAAUUAUGGCAGGCAUAGUUUUAGUUACAACAUGUAUGAUCAUCUCCAGAGGAGAAGGGAGGAAUUUGGGGAGAGCGCAAGGUCCGGCCGGCUGGCGAACUCGCCAAUCAACAUCAUCAAGGCCAAUGCGAGAGUGAAGGCGGCGCUUCAUAACCAGAACUGCUCCUCGGUGAUUUCAGGGAUGUCAAGGGCAACAAGGGACAGAGCAUCCUCUUUGAUGAUCGAAGGAGAGCAAUUAGGUCGGAGGGAGGGAGCUACAUUUCAGGAAAGCGCGAGAAGUUUGCUUCAAAAGUACCGGCCCAAGGUCUUCUCCGAGCUGGCUGGACAAAAUGUUGUUGCUCAGUCUCUUUCAAGCGCUGUUUUGAAAGGAAAACUUGCUCCUAUCUAUCUCUUCCAUGGUCCGCAUGGCAUAGGCAAGACAUCUGCGGCUAGAAUAUUUGCAGCGUCACUGAAUUGCCACUCUCCAGGUCAGAACCAACCUUGUGGGCACUGCGAGGAGUGCUUGGCCAUAUUCUCAGGAAACAGUAACAGUGUGAUAGAGGUUGAUGCUUCCAAACUGGAUUGCAAAUCUAGAGUUGCUGCCUUGCUCAGGAAUGCCUGUGAAGUUCCUGCUUCUUCGCACUUCAAGGUUCUUAUUGUAGAUGAUUGCCAACACAUGGAUAAGGAGGGAUGGUACUCUGUCUACAGUAGCCUUGAAGGGAUCCCUGACAGCUCAAUCUUUGUGAUGAUCACAUCUGACAUUGACAAAUUGCCAAGCAGUUCAGUUGGAUGGUGCCAGAGCUACAGGUUUUGCAAGGUAGACGAUGCAGAGAUCACCCUCCGAUUGAGUAUGAUUUGCAUGAAUGAAGGUAUGGAGUUCGAAGCUGAAGCACUGGAGCUUAUUGCUCGCAAGGCCAAUGGUUCCAUUCGAGAUGCAGUUCAAAUGCUUGACCAGCUUACUCUGCUAGGAAAAAGGAUCAGCAAGUCAGUAACAUAUGAUCUAAUAGGCGAUGUCUCAGAUGAGGAGUUGCUUGAUCUUCUCAAUUUGGCCUUUUCAUCGGAUGCUGCUACCAUUGUCAGGAGGGCUAGGGAGCUUUUGAGUUCAAAGGUUGACCCCCUGCAGUUAUUAGCUCAGCUUGCAAACCUUAUCAUGGAUAUUUUAGCUGGGAGGCACCAGUCUGAUUCUUCGGAAGUCAGAAAAGUUACUGGUAAACAUACAUCUGCUGAAGUCGAUGUGCACAAGCUUAGGAAUGCACUGGAAAUACUUUCUGAAACUGAAAAGCAAUUGAAAACCACGAAGAACCAGUCUACAUGGCUUACGGCAGCACUGUUACAGUUUAAUAUGAGAGAGCCCUACUGCCUAGAUGAUGCCGCAGUUUCAAGCAUGUUCACAGAGAGUCAGACAGAUGAUGGGGCUGCUAUCUUGAAAGAUGAAAGCUUAGAUACUAGUUCUCACCUUUGCUAUCAGAACAAAAUUGGUUGUCUAGAUAUGAAUUUAGGAGAUCCAGAUGUACUAGAGACUAUAUGGAUUAAGGCUAUUGAGAACUGCACAUCUAAGCCACUUCAUAGUCUGUUGAGAAAAGACGGGAAAUUGUCAUCCCUCUACACCACCCAAGGUGUAGCAGUUGCUGAGCUGCAGUUCUGCCACCCUGAGGAUGUACCUACAACAGAGAGCUUCUGGAAGCCACUUGUGGUUUCUCUGCAGAAUUUGCUGAAGUGCAAUGUGGAUAUCCGAAUCAAUCUUUCCCCAAUCUCCGCCAGAAAUGGAGUCGUAUCCAAGAAUUCAUCAGUCAGCCUGGUCAUGCAAUCCAGGGAAGAGGAUCAGGAGACGCAAAAUCUGGUCUCGACAGGUUGCAGAACAGUAGCUUCAUCAAGAAAAGAGUGUCCUUCUCCACUCGUGGGGCAACCGAAGGAGAAGCCGUCGCAUAUUCUGGGGUGCCUCCAUGCUACCGAUGGCGAUCCGGUCGAUGCCGAGUCAAGGAUCUUGAGCUACCAGAAGAUCUCAGUCAUACCUGAAGCAUCCACUCCAGGGAAUGGUUCCUUCAAAGCUGGAGGGCACACACCAAAGGUUGACGAAGGCAGAGCUCGCCGAGGCUGUCUCUCCAAGAUCCUACAGCGUGGUGCUCAUGAUCCUUACCAAAAGCCGCGAUCUCACGAUAAAAAUGGAGCUUUGCCUCGCAAGGGACUAUUCAAGUGCUGUUUCUGUAAGAUCAGACCAGACUGCAAGACGAAAGCGGAAGAAACUGAUGUGUUCCAAGGACACAGCAAGAACUGAAACAAGGUUGGUGGUGAUGAUUUUCAUUUGGUUGAAGCUGACUACAAGUUGUCCAUUCUUGUAUACUGGUAUGUUAGUUGAGCUCUGGGUUAGAAUCACCUAAGUUUAGAUCAAAGUAUGUGAAUCUGUUAACUGCA